This is a messenger RNA of Liolophura sinensis, 5600 nucleotides long. Its product is annotated as trafficking protein particle complex subunit 10-like. Lineage: Eukaryota; Metazoa; Mollusca; Polyplacophora; Chitonida; Chitonidae. Gene Ontology annotation, molecular function: protein binding. Bases 110 to 3580 code for a protein of 1156 amino acids. The record is from RefSeq and is a predicted model, not a curated record. Gene Ontology annotation, biological process: intra-Golgi vesicle-mediated transport; early endosome to Golgi transport. Gene Ontology annotation, cellular component: TRAPPII protein complex. The transcript is spliced from 22 exons.
GAUUGAUGGAGGCGAAACUAAACAGACGACAAAAUUCUCAUGUCGGGCUAAAAAAAUCUGUCAAAUGAGUUAAUUCUGUGCGAUACAGCGGUGUCUGGUGAACGUCAAUAUGGAAACUAAACCAUUGGUCACAUGUCAUGGCGACCAGAGUUUGUUUUCAGUGUUGCACCCAACAAUACUACAAGGGUUGCCUAGGGAUCCUAUUGAAUGGAGAAGGUCAUAUGGCAGGCCUCCAAAAACUGUGCAUCUUGAGGCUAGUUUUGUACCCUUUGAUUCUGACAUUCUCCCAUUGGAGACAGACCGUACAUUGGUCAGCAGGCCUUUCUUCCAUAUCUACUGGACAGACUGUGACAUGGAAUCUUACAAACAAGUGGUGCGUGAGGAAAUGAUGGAAUGGCAGGCUGCACUAAAGGCUAAAAACAUUCCUGAUUGGCUAAUUGUGGUGGUGGUGAAUGAUGAAAGUAAACUGAAGACAAAGCUGCUACCAAGGUCAUCUGUAAUAGACAAGGUCAGGAGUGACUUCUGCAACAAACAACAGGACAGGUGUAUAGUGUUAUAUGAGCCAAGUAAAUCUGAGCCAAAGAGUCUGGACUCGUGGGGAAACUUCUACCAGCGAGUACGUCAGUUGUUACUACAGGCUUGCACUCGCACCCUGGGCAAGUAUGAGGACAGGAUGAGGGCCUUCAGGGAGAAAAGAAACGAGGCUGGCUGGAGCUUUGUCGAGUAUUUCCUGGUGCAGGAGGAGUUAGCCUUUAUGUUUGAGAUGAUGGGAGUGUUUGAAGAUGCUCUGGUUCAGUAUGAUGAGCUGGAUGCUCUCUUCACACAGUUCGUGCUGAACCAGGCAGCUGGAGGAACUGCUGAUUGGUUGGCCAGUUUCAGUCAGCCAUGCCACAGUUGGGCCGGCCUCUCACUGGCUAAAGCUCUGGACCGGGAGACACGUGACCUGGUGAAGCAAAACAAAGCUACACUGUUGGAGUUCCGUAAUUACCUCUUCUCUCGGCAGUGUGCACUGCUCUUCCUGAUGGGCCGGCCCGGGGAGGUGGCCCAGAGGGCAAUGGAAUACCUACAUAACACUGUACAGGAGAUGGACAUACUAGAGAUAAAUCUGCCUGAUGGUGCUGUGGCCUGCUGGGUAUUUCUGAGUGCCCUGGAGGUGUUGUCUGGGUGUGAGAAGUACUGUGACUCCAGCCACAUCACACCCUACUCUCUCUACACAGCCACGCUCUGGGACUAUGCUAGGAAAAAGCUAAAGGAGUUAGGCUGUCUCUGUGGUCUGAUGCCAGGAAGGGAAUCUGAGCCCACUUCUAAACAACUGACCCUGGUGGUCGACCUGCUGGGAGGCAUGGGGUCAGGGGAAGAGACAGGUGAGCCUAAACCUAUGGAUAAACUAAGGGAAGCUCUGUCAUCAAAGGAUACUUUUGAGAAACAUUAUUUGGAGCUGUCAGAGUUAGCCAUGGGCACAUUCAAGCACAUUGGCAGGCUUAGGUCAGCUCGGCUUAUAGGAAAAGAUCUGGCAGAGUUCUAUAUGAACAGAGGUGAGCCUCAGAAAGCAGAGGCUUUCUUAGUGGAUGCUUUGAAGAUGUUCAAACAUGAGGGCUGGGACAUUCUGGCUGAGCACAUCCGGCUAGACAUCGCUAAGUGUCAGGAAAAGCUUGACAACAAGCACAAGUUGUUGAGGACAGCUUGUCACAUUGCUUGCUGCUCCCUGAUCCCAUCUAAACAACGGGCCUACUACCAACAGGUGCUCACCAAACUAACGGCUUCAUUUACAGAAGAGCCAGUGCUGUUGAAGGCCCAGUCAGGGUUUGUGGUGAAGUCUGUGACACUGCUGAAGCCACAGGUAGUGAAAGGUGACUGCAUGGAAGUAGAGCUGUGUCUGCAUAGUAAAUUUGCUAAGGACAUAAUGUGUGACACCAUUAGUGUAGCAGUCAGUCUGCAACCACCGGACAUCAAACCGGACCUAGACCCUGCUGUGUCACAGGGUGUAACAUCACACAAACGACAUGCUAGCCGUCAGGACAGUUCCUCCAGCACUAGCCUAGAACCCAUUAUGACUUUUCACUCCAUCAAGAGCCCGCUUCCAGCAAAAAUUGACAUUGUGGCCAAAACUGAGCGCAAGGACACCCUGUUGCAGACAUGUGGCUUGAUGUGCCCCAACAGCCACACCCUGUUGAAGAGAGGAGACAGUGGUGCUGUAGUGAAGACUGAGUCUCUGUUAGCUAAAGAGGACCAUACUUCAGCCCUGACAGCUGAGAAUGUCACUCUCAAACCUGGCAUCAAUGAUGUCAAUCUCACAUGUAAGGCGUCUAAUAAAGGUGUGUUUAAGCUGAAUCAGCUGUGUGUCAAGGUCAAAGGUGUGGAAUUCCUGAAAAGUCCUGUGCUGUCUCAGACCUAUUACCAGGUGUUGUGUGAUGACCCUCAUGUAGAUGUCAAACCUCUACAAACAGGGUCUCUCAUAUGUGGCAUAGAACAGACUGCUCGUCUCACUCUGUACACAGGCAGUGUUACUGUGCCAGAGGCAGCAACCCUGACUCUCAAACCUUGCUUUGGCCUGACAUUUGUAUCUGCUGACAUGAAGGACAAUGUUCUGAGGUUACCUGGCCCAGCACAGCCUCAGUGUGAGCUCUCUAUACCCCUGUCUGUGAUGUCUGUGCUACCGAAGCCAAAGAAAAUGUCGGUAGAUUAUAAGAUAUUACUUGAGGGGACCUGGUUACCACAGGGAAAACUGACAGCUACCCUCACAUUUGUGAACCCUUUCAAAAUCAGUCACAAGCUCCAUACAGCUAAGGACAAAAAGUUUGUUCAGCUACUGGUGACAAGUGAAACAGAGACAGAGUUCUGCCUGACAGACCCCCUGUUGACAGCUGUGAAGAGCCAGGACGUAGAGCUGUUAACCCUCAACAGACCUGGCCAAUCACUGAAGGUAACGAAAGUCCAGAAGGUGUCCUACUUGUGGCAGUUAAAGAGUAAUAUAGCAGAGUGCCCACCCCUGGACUUCCAGCUUACAUUCAGCUACAGGUGUCUAUUAGACCAGGCCAGUGGUCAAACCAGACAGUGUGUGUAUGACUUUACACUGGACAGUUAUCAGACCCUGUACAGCCUGGCCUGUGAGGUGCUGCCUCAGGGGGAUCAGAAGGCUUGUCGGGUGGGGUCUGCCUGCUGUCUGCGCCUCCAGCUCACCCACAUGUCACAGCCCCUUAGCAAGGCCACCCAGCUCCUGUAUGAGAUCACACCUGACAGCUCAGUGUGGGUGGUUGAAGGGAAAACAACAGGUGUGUUCUCCUCAGCCGAAGUGCCCUAUGAGACAGAGUUACAGGCUACACCUCUCCUUUCAGGCUAUCUAGCCUACCCAUUUGUCAGGAUACAUCUGUACCAACCACCAGAUAAUCAGAGUCAAGAUGUCUGGAUAAGGCAGGAUAGUGAUGAGGGCGGUGACAUCAGCAGUCAGCCGAGCUCCCCAACCCACCUCAACUAUACCAGGCCCUUCUCCGUGGGACAAGUCUACUACAGCAGCAUUGGCAAGCAGGUUCAUGUGUGCCCGGUCACCUCAAGCGAGGACGUUGAAAUCUCUAUGGCCUAAGUUUAUGCCUUAGUCAGGAAAAUUCUUAACUGAGUUGUCUAAAGCAGGUUGAUUCAGUUUGUUGCUCUUCACAUAAGCAAGGAUUUGUCAGGACUAUUGAUGACAAAACUCCGGUGAUAGUGCUGUUUGCUUGCAUUUAUAGUGGCUAAAAUAUCAUGAAAAUUAUGUUACAAGUAUUGUUCCAUUGGUUUAUACCGAAAAGCCAAUAAAAUCUUGAGACAAAAUAUAGUAUGAAGAGACGCUGUUGGAUGAGUGCACUUUGUGACCUCGACAUACAGGUCAAUAUUCACCCUGUGAGAUUUUAUUGUCAGUUGUUCGUACUUACCAAGGUUAUUCACAAUACUCAGCAACCAUGAAAGCUGUAACAAACACUGAAAAUCUCCCGCAAAAAGGCUAGAUGAAUGCACAUUUUAUGACCAUUUUUAUUGUGAUUAAGACUUAUAAAAGUGAACAAAUUGUUAUAACGUAUUGUAUCUGUGAUAUUGUACUGCGCAGUAUUUAUGCUGCGGAGUAAAUACACUUGUUAAGAUUCCAUUCAUUUUGCAAAUGUUAAAGACAAGUGCUGGAAGAUGUAAAUUUAUUUUCUUGCACAGGAAUGUAGUCAAUAUAUUGCUUAGAACCAGCUAAAUAUGUUCUAUUAAAACCUGGGCUCAGUUGUUCAAAAGUGUAUUAGAAGUGUAAAGUAUUAGUUUUAGGCUGGACUGAAAGAAGUCCCAUUAGUUUAUAGAAGAACCAGAUUGGUAUUCAUAUUUAACCCUGGCUUAACUUAAUACACUUUUGAACAACCAGCCCCAGGUGUUCAUAAACACUUCAUGGAACCAUAAAGGCACGUUUUUUGCACAAAUGCCAUUAAUUAAGCCUUGUCAUGGUAAAUUUGGUAUGCAGACAGUUACUUUUUUUAAUACAUGUCAGUUCUAGUAUAGGACUAGGAUGUUCUUGUACCUUAGUUUAUUUCUAGUCAUCCUUGGCAAGAUCUCCAAGAAAAAUGUCUAAAUAUUUAUGUAGGAAAUGGCACUAAAUAUUGUUGUAAAUUUAAGUAUUUCUUUUUCUAUAUGUUAAAUUGGACAUAUUUACAAAGGUAAAGAACUAAACCUGAUCAAGCUAGAUGUAGCAUCACAUUGCUAUGAAAACCUUUCAUUAUUUAGGGAAUAUAUUUUCAUAGUAGGAAAUCCUUAAAACAUGAUAGCAAGCCCUUGUAAUAAAAACAGUGUACAUGUAUGUUGCUUUUAGUUGAUAUUUAAGAUGUAAACUCAACAACUGUACAUGUGUUCUUUUACAGGUACAUGUAUAUCAAAUCAAGGCAUUAAGUUUUAGCGGUGUAUUUUAAAAUCAUUAACGAGCCUAUCAGAACUGGAUAAAAAUACUGCACAUCAAUUAUGUUUGGUUUUGUUUAAGUUGUUUUCUUCUCUUCUUUGUGGUUUGUCAGGUAUUCAUUAAGUUUGACUCUCUGCUUGUACAUGUAUCAGUUCUUGUUUUUUGCUCCCCCCUCCCCCCAAACCCCAAAUUUCCUUUCUUCCUUUUUGAGUGAUACUUUUGUCGUUUGGUUUUUUGUUCAUGAUUUUGUUAAAAUUUCUAACUCUACAUGUAAGAAAAUAUCAGAUACAUUGUGUGUCAGUGUUCAUGCUGAAUAUAAAGCUCAUACACCGUUUUAUAUCCAGUUCUCCAGGUAUAGUCUUGAACUGAAUGAGGAUACAUUCCCACAGAAAACUGCUCACAUUAGAACAUUCUGAUGCAAAAACUGCAAGAAAAUGUAUCAGUGCGGAAUAUUAGUGCAAUACUGGUUUAGUUCUGAUAACUGUUCAUGUUUUAAUGGUUUUCUUGUGUGGGUUCAAUCCCAGCCAUGGGCAGGGUAUUUGUUUUGUUCUGAUGGUUGUUUACCAAUACCCAGUACUGUCAGUCUGCUGCUGGAUCCACACUUGAUCCAAACAGAGUAUUUGUCUUCAGACAUAUCACUGUAAUUCUUAUAAAGUCAAAUUCAGUAGAAAUAAGACCAGAGUAGUUAUUGUAUGUAUCCAGUGCU